UUGCGCAUUUUUUUGCAUUCGCGUUCUUUUAAUUAUUUUAGUUUAAUUUCUCUGCCUGAGAUUUAUUUCGCGAACGUUUAAAAAAUGUUAUCAAUUCAUUUUCAAUCACAACAAACCGAACCGCAGAGCAAAAGCCACAGCUAAAUUAAUAUUUUGCAAGGCAGCUCCAAACAGUAUCUAUAACAUAAACAACAACAAUAGCACUACCCCUAGGACAUCCGCCAUAACGCCUCAAGCUCAAGGUUACUCAAAACCCCCCACGCUGCGACUGCAGCUGUCACAAAACCAAACAAGAUGAGAAUAAUCUAGGCUUUUCAAUUUGGAAGACAUUCUCGCGCUUACUCCGUUGUCGCUUCUACUGCCUCGGCAUGUUGUGCUUCGACUCGGAGAAGAUGAACUGGUAUUAUCAUGUGCUGGCACGGAGACCAUACCUGGUGGUCGUCUCAAUUGCAGUUUAUUGCGUGGCCUGCAUUAUAGUCGCAUUUUUACUGAACGACCUACCAGAUUUUAGUGACCCCACCUUGGGCUUUGAGACGCGAGGCACCGAAAUUGGCAAACGUCUAACCGCUUGGCAUAAUCUGGAUCAGGAGGUUGACGGCAACGGUGUCUUGUUUUCCAACCCCACACAUCUGAUGCAAAAGCUUCAAUACGACAAGAAACGUGGGGUACCCCGUCAUCAGCAUCCCAAUCACAGGCGGCACAAAAAACAGCGUCGAAAGCACAAAAACAGUAAGGGCCGCAGAGAGCACAAGAAGAACGAGCACGACGACAUGGCGUACAAAAUGAUGCUUAUUAAUAAGCGCCUAAAGGCGACCAAGAGUCCGUUAAGCGAUAAGUGGAUGGGUGACAACGGCGUAUUUCGUGAUUACGAGGUAACAAACGACAGCAGCCCUUCCUUGCUAGAGCCGACCAGACGCAGCGAGGAGAUUGAGUAUGGCCACAAUACAACUUUCGUGGAUGAGGAUGAGCAUCGUGAGCGCGUACAGACCAAGAAGAGCACAUGGCGUAUGCUGAAGCAGGCCUCAUUACCCAACGGCGGAUGGUCUAGCUCAAGAGUGCGUCAGCCCAUCGAGGGUUCUUUUUGUGAUUCUUCACCACAUAAGGAAUACUCACAUUUUGUGGUGCAGCGCAUUGGACCGAAUUCCACAGACUCACUGUUUGAUCUAAAUGGCAUGUUAGCCAUGUGCCAGCUGCAAGAGCAAAUUGGUACCGUGCCGAGCUACCAGGCAUUCUGUGAGCCCGAAAUGCUGACAUUCAAUUGCUGCCGGCCGUGGUCGCUGCCCAACUAUGCCACCCUGUUGGCCAAUAAGAGUUCCUGUUUUGAUCUGACCACGGAUGAUGUGUCGCUGCUACGAUCGCUGCUGCUUAAUUGCUACGAUUACUUCCACUAUCUAAAGCUGGACAUCAAUUGUAAUGAAUUAAAUCGAUGUUAUGCGCCGGAAGAAUGUACGCGCAACAAUUUGGUUUUCAAUGUACUCAACUUUCUAAGUGACCACAGCUUUAUUAAGCCAAAUGUUAGUGUUAUUACGAUAAAGAUUGGUCCAAUUAAUAAUUCUUUUUUUUUUAUACAGGACACUAAUGUUUAUUUGAAAUACGCAAUGAUUUUUGUACCAGUUGCUCGCUCCAAUCGCAUCCUGCCGCUUUUCCACGAAUGGCAACACGUCGAGCUAUGCAAUGAGUUAGUGGAAGUUGUUGCCAUGGAUUUGGGUCUGGAAAAUGAGCUAUUUAGCGAGCUUUUACUAACUGACGUUUGGCUGGUAUCGCUGGGUGGUCUCUUCGUUAUGGCUUGCGUUUGGUUAUAUACAGGCUCUGCGUUUAUUACACUAAUGUCCUCUUGUGCCAUUUGUUUCUCAUUGGGAUUGGCAUACUUUGUUUAUACGCUGGUAUUUGAGUUAAGCUUCUUUCCAUAUAUGAAUCUCCUAGCCAUUGUGGUGAUCAUUGGUAUUGGUGCGGAUGAUGUAUUCUUGUUCCUAAAAAUCUGGCAAUGUGUUCUGGCCGAGCGCUUUAGCAAGAGCAGUACAUUAAACACACAAUCAACGUUGCCCACUCCAUUGGAGCACAAUGAGCAUACGGAAACAUUAGAGAAUCUAAUGGCGCUGACCAUGCGACAUGCGGCAGCUUCUAUGUUUGUCACCUCCGUAACCACUGCUAGCGCAUUUUAUGCCUCCUACAGUAGCUCCAUAACUGCAAUUAAAUGUUUUGGAAUUUUUGCGGGCACCGUUGUGGUCACCAACUAUUUGCUUAUGAUCACCUGGUUACCCGCCUCGGUAUCAAUUAUGGAACGCCUGUUUGCCAGCCACAUGUGCUGCCAGCAACAUUUAACACAAAAAUUGAUCAACGCCUGCAAGAAGUCAAUUAAUCGAUUUUGCGAAUUGUUUGAAGAGUGUAUUACGCAGAGUAUUAUGAGUUAUGCAUACCUGUGGUUGUUCAUCUUUGCCGUGCUGGGCGUUUCCAGUGCGAUCAUUGUGUUUUGGUAUCCGGGUCUACAGCUGCCAGAGAAACCACAUUUUCAAUUAUUUGUGUCACAGCAUCCUUUCGAGGCUUAUACAAAGCUAAGGCAUCAGUUUUGGUUUGAGAAGCCUCUGCAAGGAGUGGAAAAUUUCAAUAUGAGCAUGCGCUUCGUUUGGGGCGUACAAGCGGUGGACGAUGGCGACUUCACGAACCCCAGCUCAUACGGUAACCUACACUAUGACAAUAAUUUUAAUAUAUCAAGCAAGACGGCGCAGAUUUGGUUAAGGAACUUUUGUCAAAACAUACGCCAGCAGCCAUUUUAUCAGGCUACCUUUGGUUUCUUGCUGCCUAAUUGCUUCAUUGAGAACUUUAUAAGAUACAUGGAGCGUAGAUGCGUUGAUGACAUGGACUCAAUGAGCUUGGAUCGCGCACCCUGCUGCGACGCAGAGUUUCCCUACGAGCCGCACAUAUUUGAGGAGUGUUUGCCACAAUGUAUUUCGAAUCUGUGCGAAACCAGUUUCUAUCAGCACGGCAAAGCGGGUCCAAAGUUUGCUGCUGGACCCAUCCACUCGGAUGAGUACUUCGAGGGCAAUAGUAAUGAAAGCUUAAGCAUUGAGUCUACACCUACGCAACUACUCGUGAAAGCGAUCAUUAUUGAGUUUGAUUCGAAUGUCAGAUACAGCACGCUCUUCGCUAACAUCAACCAGUUUUAUGAGAGCGUCGAGACUUGGUUUCAGCAGCAGCUCAGCACGGCGCCUUUGGAGUUGCGUGGUGGCUGGUUUAUCAGUGAUUUGAAGUUUUACAGCGUUCAGGACACACUUUCGCACGACACAAUCAUUGCUAUUGGGCUGGCCAUGGCAGCUUCUCUUGUGGUUCUGCUCUGCUUCACACUUAAUUUUAUUAUUUCCAUAUAUGCCGUCAUUACCGUCUCUCUGACCAUUUUUAACACGGUGGCUGUGCUUAUUUUACUCGGAUGGCGGCUUAAUAUACUGGAGAGCAUUGCUGUAUCGACUGCAAUUGGCUUGGCUGUGGAUUUUAGCCUGCACUAUGGCAUACAUUAUCGGCUCUCUCCCUCUAAGGAGCGCAUUGCAGCCACACAAUUCGCGCUGUCCCGCAUCAUUGGACCAACAGUUAUGGCAGCGACUACCACUGGCGUUGCCGGUGGCAUUAUGAUGGCAUCAAAUAUAUUACCUUACAUACAGAUUGGCAUAUUUUUAGUUGUAGUCAUGGCCACCAGUUGGUUCUAUGCAACCUUCUUCCUGAUGAGCCUGCUUAAAGUGGCCGGACCGCAGUACGAUUUCAUGCAGUUGGGCUGGCCUGCAUGGCGCAAGCGUCGCACUGCAAAGUCUAAUAAGUUCUACGAACGCAAACCCAGUCAAAUAAUUGCCACUGAACAGCUGCUAACACCCACCAGCUCAGCCAUUGUUGAGAUGGCCAAUUCGGAGACACAUGAAUUGGAAUCUCUUAAUUCAAACAAUCAGAUCAGAACCAUUUCAGGUACAGAAAGUGGACAUCCGCCGCCUUCUCUGGCUGUGGACUCAUUUCAAACGACGCACUAGUGGAAAAUAUCAAGCGGAGUCCGCGAUUUUCAAUGGAGCUUCUGAUUGCCUAAGGAGCUGCAAGCAUAUGCAUUUUUUAUACAAAGAGCUACGCAACCAAGCUGUCCGAAAUAUAUACAAUUAAUAUGUAUAUGUAUUUAGCACACAUUGCGCCAUUGUAAGUGUACGUGUGUGAGCUGUGUUGAUAUAUCACAGCUAGUCGUAUGUGCAACUACUUUGUUAGAGUUAAGCGUGACUCAAAGAGGCAAGCGGUUUGCGUAAAUGUUUGAGACAUUUUAUACUUUGCUAAUAUAAUAUUCUAGUAGGCGGAGAUUCGCAAUUAAUUGUACUUAUGCUUGAGCAAACAUUUGCGCCAACUAUUUGGCUAUUUGAUUUACUAUUUAGUGUGCUAUUUCAAAAAGACUUUAAACAGUUGCAAUGCGAUUUUUACUUUGUUAUUGUAACGUUUGACGCUCGCUCGAGCCAAGUGAGCUAAAUAUUGUAAACUGAAGCAAUUGGCGGAAGGUACUGGGUACGUCCAUAAUUGUACGACUGCAUGAUGUCGGUAUUAUUAGGUUUAAGUAAAUUAUUGAACAGCAGAGCGCGUCCGCGUAAUUGUUUAUGUAUUUACGUAUUUAACUGUAAUCAAAACUAUUUAUACUCUGAAUUUUUAUUAGCUGUUAAAUGGGCCAACUAUGUUGAUGCCGGCAUUAUAGUAUGUAUGCAGCUAUAUGUAGUUACCAUAUAUGGUAGUUAUAUACAGAACAAACAUAAAUAUAUGUAUAUAUAUAUAUAUGUAUACUAUAUAUAUAUACAUAUAUAUAUAUAUAAUAUACAUUGGUGUACUAUAUGUGUUGUCUAUCCUACUUAGUUGUAAAUGUUUAAAACACACAGCAACACACAACACACUCGCGUUUGUAAUAACCAUGUAACUGUGAUACAGAAGGUGACAAAUUGAUAAAUACAAAUCUAUGUUUAUACAGACAAUGAGAGCUAGUUAAACAAAAAAUCAUGACGUAUUGUACUUAACUAUAACUGAAAACCUUGUACUUCCUUCAUUGAACUUAUUAAAUGUGUUGAAGUGAUUUAAUAAAUGUUACCUUUAAAACAAUUAAUAAAAAUAUUA
Messenger RNA from Drosophila novamexicana, 5115 nucleotides. RefSeq names its product protein dispatched (gene disp). Lineage: Eukaryota; Metazoa; Arthropoda; Insecta; Diptera; Drosophilidae. The coding region runs from base 369 to 4010 and encodes 1213 amino acids. Gene Ontology annotation, cellular component: membrane. The record is from RefSeq and is a predicted model, not a curated record. The transcript has 6 exons.